UCUGUCAAGAAUGGUCAGUUUUGGAAAUGUCUAUGAGCAUCAUCACCGUUGCUCGAGCUUUUGUGUUUGGCCGUCUGGCAGUCAUUUGAAGUUAUGUGCUUUGUAAUAGUGUUGGGUCUAUUGCGGUGAUUUCAGGCAACUGGUUUUGGAUUCUCUGUCUCUCUCUCUCUCUCUCUCUCUCUCUCCAGCAGUUUGAUAUUGGUUAUGAUUGGGGAUUUGAACCCAACGACUGUGUGUGUUGGCUGGUUGAAACCUCGGAUGGUGUUUGUGAGCUUUCUGGUCGUAAAAUCACUGUGGUUUUGUUGAUAAUAACAAUGUUGUGCUGUUUGAACCAAGUCUUUCUCACUCUCUAGGAUUGAAUAUUUUCUUUCCAAGUCUAUAUAGGAUCCUCAGCGGCGAGUCGGUUUAGCUUGCUCUUAGUACUGUGUUUCAUUCGGGUUUCUGGAAAAAAAAAAUGGCGACCAAUUUGAACUUCAAGAACUUUGGGACCGACCCACCAGGCGAGCCACACGGAAACGGAAGGCCGCCGGAAAACUUUCCGUUAGCCCGGCAGCAGUCGAUCUACGCGUUGACCUUCGACGAGUUGCAGAACACCAUGGGGGGCAGCCUAGGCAAGGACUUCGGAUCCAUGAACAUGGACGAGCUACUCAAGAACAUUUGGAGUGCCGAGGAGACCCAAACCACGGCCAACUUCUCCACAAGUACCGCACCAGAAGGGGCCAGCGGCCCUCCUGCGGGUGCUGGGUACUUACAGAGGCAGGGCUCGCUGACUCUACCAAGGACGCUGAGCCAGAAGACCGUGGACGAGGUCUGGAGAUAUAUAUCCAAGGAUGAUGUGACUGGAAAUGGAAGCUCAAGCGUGCCGCAGAGGCAGCAGACUUUAGGGGAGAUGACUUUGGAGGAGUUCCUCGUAAGAGCUGGGGUAGUGAGAGAGGACACCCAACUGGGUGCCAAGCCUAGUACCCCAGGAUUCUUUGGCAAUAGCGGUUUAGGAAUUGGGUUUCAGCCGACUGGUGUGGUUACGGGAUUGAUGGGGAAUAGGAUUCCAGAGAGUAGUGAUAAUCAAUUUUCUAUUCAAUCUUCGAAUUUGCCACUGAAUGUGAAUGGUGUUAGAACGGAUCAGAUGCAAUUAUCGAGGCCUCAGCAGCAGCAGCAGCAACCUCAGAUUUUUCCUAAGCCGGCUACGGUGGCCUAUGCAACAAAUCCGAUGCCUCAGCUGGGCAGUCCAGGAAUGAGGGCCGGAAUUGUGGGGAUAAGCGAUCAAAGUUUUAGUAGUGGGUUGGUUCAGGUUCAGGGUGGAGGGAUGGGGACUGUUGGUUUAGGAGCCGGAGCUCUUAGUGCUGCGACGAGGUCGCCCGCGAACCAGCUGUCGUCGGAUGGGAUUGGGAAGAGUAAUGGGGAUACAUCAUCAGUGUCGCCGGUUCCUUAUAUGUUUAAUGGUGGUAUAAGGGGGAGGAGGUCUAAUGGGGCUGUGGAGAAGGUGGUUGAAAGGAGGCAGAGGAGAAUGAUUAAGAAUCGAGAGUCUGCUGCGAGGUCUCGAGCUCGAAAGCAGGCUUAUACCAUGGAAUUGGAAGCUGAAGUUGCAAAGUUAAAGGAGGAGAAUGAAGAAUUGCGGAAAAAACAGGAAGAAAUUACGGAAAUGCAAAAGAAUCAGGUCGUGGAGAUCAUGAAUCUACAACGAGGAGUUAAGAAACAAUGCUUGAGACGAACACAGACUAGUCCUUGGUGAAGCAAGACUGUGAUUGUCAAUUAUGUGCAAACAUUAUGUAUGGCGCAGGUGGCUGUACAUAUUAAAGGCGAGCCCGUGUUCUGUAAAUUGAGAAUAUGAGGGUUUCUUCGUCCUUUGCUUUUCUUCCAAAAAGGAUUUAAGUAUGGAGAAAGAAGCAAUGUAUAUGCAGUGAGUAAUGUUCAAUAUAGUCUGUGAGUGUACAAGUCUCGGACAAUCUUUUUUGAAAAUAAAGUAGGGUCACUUAUGAAAAUGCUUUUUCAUGUGGGUUUCGGGUGUAUCCCUUUCUUCUUCUUCUUCUUUUUUUUUUUCAACAAGACUGAACGAGACUUGCAUACUCUAGAAUUGUAUUUAGCAUUACUUACUUAAGUUAUGCUCAUGUCUCACUGGCCUUCUACUAUGUGUUGUGACGAUGCUCAUUAACCGGUUAAUCUUUUUCUUGAACUGAUUCAAAAGUUAUGGAUGGUAUCACAUCAUUGAGAUGGAAGUGACAUUAGAGUCUAGGAUAUCAAAAGCAAUCAAAUUCAUAAAUCAAAUGUUACAUAUAAUGCUAUAGAUUGGUCAAUGUCUGUCUGGACAUUGAUCUUUGUACUAUGUAGUCCAUAAGUUUAGCAGGGUUAAAAAUCA
Molecule: messenger RNA, 2353 nt
Organism: Juglans regia (Persian walnut)
Lineage: Eukaryota; Viridiplantae; Streptophyta; Magnoliopsida; Fagales; Juglandaceae
Product: ABSCISIC ACID-INSENSITIVE 5-like protein 5
Exons: 4
Coding region: 455-1729 (424 amino acids)
Biological process (GO): positive regulation of DNA-templated transcription
Cellular component (GO): nucleus
Molecular function (GO): DNA-binding transcription factor activity
Source: RefSeq, a predicted model, not a curated record